GAAGACCCGAGAGUCGCAAGCUCCGCAAGAUGGCGACGGCGGCCGCAUCCUCGGCGUCCGAGCCGGAGGUUGAGCCCCAGGCCGGGCCCGAGGCCGAGGGAGAGGAGGAUGAGGCGAAGGCAGCCAGUGUGGGGAGGAAGGUGCCGUCCCGCGCUGUGGCCGCGGACGCGGCCAAGACCAAGGGCCCAGGGUGGGAGCUGCAUCAGGAAGGCGUGAGCGAGAGCGACGGGGAUGAGGAGGACGCCAUGGCUUCCUCCGCUGAGAGCUCCCCCGGGGAGGACGAAUGGGAGUACGACGAGGAGGAGGAGAAGAACCAGCUGGAGAUCGAGCGGCUGGAGGAGCAGCUGUCCAUCAAUGCCUAUGACUACAACUGCCACGUGGAGCUGAUCAGGCUGCUGCGGCUGGAGGGAGAGCUCAACAAAGUGAGGAUGGCCCGCCAGAAGAUGAGUGAGAUCUUCCCCUUGACUGAAGAGCUCUGGCUGGAGUGGCUGCACGAUGACAUCAGCAUGGCCAUGGACGGCCUGGACCGCGAGCACGUGUAUGAGCUCUUCGAGAGAGCCGUGACGGACUACAUCUGUCCCAACAUUUGGCUAGAGUACGGCCAGUACUCAGUUGGUGGCAUUGGUCAGAAAGGCGGCCUUGAGAAGGUUCGCUCAGUGUUUGAAAGAGCCCUGUCAUCUGUUGGCUUACACAUGACAAAAGGCCUGGCCAUCUGGGAGGCGUACCGAGAGUUUGAAAGUGCCAUCGUGGAAGCUGCUCGGCUGGAGAAAGUGCACAGCCUCUUCCGGCGGCAGCUGGCCAUCCCACUGUACGAUAUGGAGGCCACCUUCGCAGAGUAUGAAGAGUGGUCGGAAGAACCCAUACCUGAGUCCGUACUUCAGAGCUACCAGAGAGCGCUGGAGCAGCUGGAAAAGUACAAGCCCUACGAGGAAGCGCUGCUGCAAGCAGAGGCCCCAAGGCUGGCAGAAUACCAAGCGUACAUCGAUUUUGAGAUGAAAAUUGGGGAUCCUGCGCGUAUUCAGUUGAUCUUUGAGCGUGCCCUGGUGGAGAACUGCCUGGUUCCAGACUUAUGGAUCCGCUACAGUCAGUACCUAGAUCGACAGCUGAAAGUAAAGGAUUUGGUUUUAUCUGUACACAGCCGUGCUGUGAGGAACUGCCCGUGGACAGUUGCCCUGUGGAGUCGGUACCUUUUGGCCAUGGAGAGACAUGGAGUGGACCAUCAAAUGAUUUCCGCGACCUUCGAGAGUGCUCUGAGUGCUGGCUUUAUCCAGGCCACUGACUAUGUGGAAAUCUGGCAGGUGUACCUAGACUACCUGAGGAGAAGGGUUGACUUCAGACAAGACUCUAGCAAGGAGCUGGAAGAGCUGCGGUCUAUGUUCACUCGUGCUCUGGAGUAUCUGCAGCAGGAGGUUGAGGAGCGUUUCAGCGAGAGUGGAGAUCCAAGUUGCAUGAUCAUGCAGAGCUGGGCUCGGGUCGAGGCUCGCCUUUGCAAUAACAUGCAGAAAGCUCGAGAGCUCUGGGACAGUAUCAUGACCAGGGGGAAUGCCAAGUAUGCCAACAUGUGGCUGGAGUAUUACAACCUGGAAAGGGCACAUGGUGACACACAGCACUGUCGGAAGGCUCUGCACCGAGCUGUCCAGUGCACAAGUGACUAUCCCGAGCAUGUCUGUGAAGUGUUGCUCACCAUGGAGAGGACAGAAGGAACCUUGGAGGAUUGGGAUGUGGCCAUUCAGAAAACAGAAACUCGCUUGGCUCGUGUGAAUGAGCAAAGAAUGAAGGCUGCAGAGAAGGAAGCAGCUCUGGUACAGCAGGAAGAAGAAAGGGCCGAGCAGCGGAAGAAGGUGCGUGCUGAGAAGAAAGCCCUGAAAAAGAAGAAAAAGACCCGAGGUGCAGAUAAACGCAAGGCAGAUGAGGAGGAUGAGAAAGAAUGGGACGAAGAGGCGGAAGAGCAGCCCUCCAAACGCAGAAAGCUGGAGAACAGUUUGGCUUCUGGAGUGUCUUCGGCUGUGGAGGAAGAAACAGAGCUUUCUGGGGAAUGUGUAACGAUAGACGUUGGUCCUCCUUCCAAGCAGAAAGAGAAGGCAGCGUCCCUCAAGAGGGACAUGCCCAAGGUGGCUCACGACAGCAGUAAGGACAGUGUCACCGUCUUCGUCAGCAACCUGCCCUACAGCAUAGAAGAGCCUGAGGCGAAGCUCAGACCACUCUUCGAGGCCUGUGGGGAGGUGGUCCAGAUCAGGCCAAUCUUCAGCAAUCGUGGGGACUUCCGGGGCUACUGCUACGUGGAGUUCAAAGAGGAGAAGUCAGCCCAGCAGGCCCUGCAGCUGGACAGGAAGACUGUGGAAGGAAGGCCAAUGUUCGUGUCACCCUGUGUGGAUAAGAGCAAAAACCCUGAUUUUAAGGUGUUCAGAUACAGCACCACCCUGGAGAAACACAAACUCUUCAUCUCGGGCCUGCCCUUCUCCUGCACCAAAGAGGAACUUGAAGACAUCUGUAAGGCUCAUGGCACUGUGAAGGACCUCAGGCUGGUGACCAAUAGGGCUGGCAAACCAAAGGGCCUGGCCUAUGUGGAAUAUGAAAACGAGUCCCAGGCAUCACAAGCAGUGAUGAAGAUGGAUGGCAUGACCAUCAAAGAGAAUGUCAUUAAGGUGGCAAUCAGCAAUCCCCCUCAGCGGAAAGUUCCAGAGAAGCCAGAAGGGCGGCCAGGACCAGGAGCCCCCAUGGUGCCCCGGCAGAUGUAUGGAGCGCGCGGGAAGGGAAGGACCCAGCUCUCUCUUCUUCCUCGAGCUCUGCAGCGCCAGAGUGCUGCUCCUCAGGCUGAGAACGGCCCCGCUGGGCCGGCAGUCACCACCUCCGUGGCCACCGAGGUUCCUAAGAUGUCCAAUGCCGAUUUUGCGAAGUUGCUUCUGAGAAAGUGAGCAGGACUCUGCAAGAUGGGAAAUGCCUUACUUACUCCUUCAUGCUGGCCAGGCAGCCACUGUGGGCCCUGGAGGCAGAAGGGCUGAACACUUGCCUGGGCUCCCACAGAUUCUCCUCUGCUAUAGAUGGGAAGGGAAAGCCUACACUGAGCAUGGCGGUGAGGAGUGUUCCCUCACAUUGAGGGCGGAGGCCAGUUGCUCUGCAGGCUGUCCCGAGGUACUUUAGUGUCCUAACAAGGAGGGACCUGGUUUUGGGCCCACUUGUCCUGAUACUUCCACCACCUCUGGCCCUUUUUCUACGAACCCCUGCCCCAGCCCUACACAGCACGCGUGCCCAUCACUCUUGAAGUCUAAAGGAUGAAAUGGAAGAUGCCCAUCACUCAUCAGAGUGGCCAGUGGAGUGAAGUGCAGGUGGGGUAUCACAGAGAUCACAUCUGAUGGGUUUUGUCCAAAGAGGCUGUGAGUUUUUUAUUAUGUGUUUGUAAUUGACACCUUGACUAUUUUAUGUUUCCUAAAAGCAGAAUGUCUGUGACAUUUGUUCACAUAGGAAUUGUGUGUGCCACCUGCUGUGGACCAUGUUCUUUCCCUGAUGGCUGGAGACCUGUGUCCUCUGCAAACACUUGUGUCUAAAUGCCAUGUCUAGUGCAAAGUUGAGUUCCCCUGUUUAGCUUUAUUAAACUGCAGUUCUCUUAGAGAGAAGCCUUGCGAA
Molecule: messenger RNA, 3624 nt
Organism: Psammomys obesus (fat sand rat)
Lineage: Eukaryota; Metazoa; Chordata; Mammalia; Rodentia; Muridae
Gene: Sart3
Product: spliceosome associated factor 3, U4/U6 recycling protein
Exons: 19
Coding region: 30-2915 (961 amino acids)
Biological process (GO): RNA processing
Molecular function (GO): RNA binding; protein binding
Source: RefSeq, a predicted model, not a curated record